AUGGAAUCGAGCUCGGACGACCUUCGAAAUCGCGGCUUGUUCUGGUGCAACUGCGAACACACGUGCCAGAGACUCUACCCGAUCGUAGGCGGCGACCUCCGCCAUCAGCAAUCGCGGCCACAACCCCUCAAUAGCGUCAAUGCGGGCUACGACAGUGCGUGCCGCAUCACACAACGUUCGCUCGACUACACGUGGUCGUUCAUCCCCGGCGGGCUCUAUCACACAACCACGAGGACGAGGACGAGUAGUACCCCCACGGGGUACAGUUCCACCCUCACGAGGCAUGAUCCCGCCGGUACGAGUGCCAAUACCCGUUGUGGUCUCGCACCUCUCGCCUCAGACAAUGCCGAGCAGCUCGGCCGCCCCUCGUUUACCAAGGUUCCGAUGGAUACUUCAGACGGCGAAGGCAUGACGGAUAUUCGGCCGUUCACCCCGCCGACGUUCUCUCCUCCACCGACAUCUCCACCUUGUACAUCACCUCGGCCCCCUCCCUCUACAAUGCAACCCCUCUCGCUCCAGCUGUCGAGAGACUCAGAGCCUCGAGACCACAUGGCUGUGCAGGUACCCUCCACUGCCGCUCGUUCGCGAGCCUCUCAUUCAACGUCUACAUCGGGUACACGGCCUAAACGCACACGUCGGGCUGCGCGUGUACGCGCAGCUCCCAUAGGCUAUGAUUCAGACGACGACAUUGAUGCUCUGCCAGCGCCAAGGGUUGCUCAGCCGCUGGCAGAUGACGGCCUUGGGCUGUACGACGAUUCAGAUGGAGGCGAAGACAUCCACAACAACCCCCUACUGCACACUCAGGCUGUUGGCGAAAACGGCGAGCCCGUAGAAGACACCACUCGACCCACCAAUGCCAUGCCCCCUCCUCCUACACUCGCGUUGGACACACCCCCGCGGUACGAUCCCCCAAUCGACCCUAGAGCUGUUUACCUUGGUGCUCACACAUCAUGGGUUGCCCGCCUUUUCAUCUUCCUGGUCGCAUUCCUAAACGCCAAACACCACCUUCCGUUUCGAGCAUGCAAUCUACUACUUCACUGCUGCGUCCCCAUACUCCGGACACUUGAGGUCAUCGAGACCGACGACAACGAUUUCCCUCAAACUCUGAAUACGGUGAUUCGCAAACUAGAUCUUCAAGAUCGCUUUACUGUCUUCCCGAUAUGCGCGGGCUGCCAUCGUCUCUUCCCAACGUCAACACCAGUCAACGCUGUCUGCCCUGCAUGUGAUAAACGCCUAUACAAGCCAGUAUCCAACUCUAUCUUCCGACGGAUCACUGGUCAGCCUGCGAAACCUCCUCCUCCAGUUUGUGCUGCUCCCUUUCAACUUCCAUCACACUUAUUCGCUGAUUUUCUUGCUCAACCUGGCAAUGAGGCUGCUUGCGAGUUGUGGAAGACUCGCCAGCCGGCCACUGAUCAGCUGCAUGACAUCAGCGAUGGCCGUGUUUGGAACGAAGCCAAGGCGCCUGACGAUACACCAUUCUUCUCCAGGACGGGUGGCGACCAAGGUGAGCUUCGCCUUGGGAUCACCAUAAGCCUUGACUGGUUUGGCCGUAAAUCAAGUGUUUAUGGUCCCAGUCAUUCAUCGGGUGUCCUGUCCAUCUGCAUAUCCAAUUUACCACGGAGCAAGCGUUAUCGGGCGAGCAACCUCCUUGUUUCGUUCAUGACCCCAGGCCCACGAGAACCAACAGGGGAAGAGCUGCAGCACUAUAUGAAGCUUGUUGUAGACGAUUUGUUAACACUCUUCACUGACGGCGUCGUCUAUAUCACACCAGAUUCCCCCGAAGGCCGACGCAUACGUGUUGUCUUAUUGGCAGUCAUCUGUGAUCAUCCAGCAUUGUGCAAGGUUAGUGGCUUCGCGGACCAUGCCCAUGACGAGGCGCCGUGUCCAAAGUGUAAGGCAAAGAAGACAGAAAUGUUCACAGACCGUGGCCUCCGUAACCAAUUUCCGCCUCGAACUCAUGACGAGCAUCGGCAUCGCAUGAAUGAAUGGCGUGGAAUAGACAACACAAAGGAUCGAAACCAACACUUCAAGGAUCAUGGCUCCCGUUGGUCCGAGCUGGCUCGGCUACCAUACUUUGACCUUGUGCGCCACUCUGUUAUUGACCCCAUGCACAAUUUACUCCUCGGAAUCGCACGAGAUCAAUGGUACUAUCGGUGGAUCAAGACUUCGGUCAUCCGAGCAUCCACCAAGACGCUCAAUCGUGAACUUGGCAUCAUUCACAAAUUCCUUGCAACGUUUGAAACACCUGUAUGGAUGGGCAAGCUCCCCAAUCGUGUAGGAGAAACGGCAGGCGGCAGCUUGACAGCUGAUGAGUACAAACUCGCAACCACUACCGCCUGGGCGAUCAUUAUUCCCGUUGUUUGGGACGCAUUUGUCGAUGAAGCCACACGCGACCAAGAAGCCGCUCUCGCAGCUUUUCCUGCACAGCACAUGGAGUGGCAGGCCAAAUGGGAGGCUUGGCAGGGGCGUCAGUCGACCAGCUCAGCAUCAACUCGCACGCGAAAGAAGGGACAGGAGAGUAGUGAUGACCCAGAGCCAGAUGAACCCACUCAGCCAAAGGUGCGUAUGCACCCAGACGAGUCCCUCAACUUUCUGCGGCUUGCAGCGUCGCUCAAGAUCUUCUGCGGGAGUUCUGUUGAGUUAUCGCUUCUGCCUCGUGCGACGUCUCUGCUUCAAGAUUACCUUAUUUUGUACCGACAAAUUCACGGCGUUGAAGCCCUCAAGCCAAACUUCCAUUGGGCAACUCACUUGUCCGAUCAGAUCCUUGAUUAUGGGCCUGUGUAUAACUUCUGGGCGUUUCUUUCAGAACGCCUGAACAAGAUUCAUUCUGCGGCUGCGCACGCGGAGAAUGACAUUGUGCGAUCGGUCAUGCAGUACAUGGUUAGCGAUGAGCCCGAAGGUGCUGGAACACUACGUGAUGCGGUUGUGUCUGACGAGCUUGCAUCUGGCACGCGUGUAGAACCUGGCAGUCAGGUUGUUAUCAGCGAUCCACGCAAACGUCCAACGCUGAGUGAUCCAGCCCUAGCCUACAUGCGCAAUUACUACAAUGCGGCUGCUCAGGCUGCGGGUCUUAGUUUGUCCUUUGCAGUUGCUCGGCAGGUAAACGCAGUACCAGAUGCCCUCACACUUGAUCGCUUUUGCACACUCUAUCAUUAUGCCCUCCUUGACGGUCGUCGGAUUAUCCCCACUUCCGAAGCUCGCCGACAAUCAGCUGCAUCAGCGCUGGUGAAGGUUAAUCUCCCGAGUGCCGUUGGAAUAUACGGCGAAGUUGUUUCUAUCUUUUCUCACAGGCAGAACAACGCGCCUCCCUCAGUGGUGACUAGUCGUCUAUUUGCAGAAAUCCGGUGGAUGAGGGAGCUUGAUCUCUCCCCGGUGCGUGAUGACCCAUGGAGUGACUUCCCUGAGCUUGAUGUUAGAUGCUUUGAGCUUGGCGUCUACCAUUCCCUGGCCACAUUUCCACCUAUCAUUCCUUUCGAUUCCAUCACCUGCGCAAUCGCUCGCGGAGUUAUAGAAACUACGGAUCCACCUAUGUGGAUCACAACGCCACUCGACAGGCACCCAAAAACAUGA
Molecule: messenger RNA, 3570 nt
Organism: Coniophora puteana RWD-64-598 SS2
Lineage: Eukaryota; Fungi; Basidiomycota; Agaricomycetes; Boletales; Coniophoraceae
Exons: 16
Coding region: 1-3570 (1189 amino acids)
Source: RefSeq, a predicted model, not a curated record